GCAAACACAUUCAGGAUUCGGUCUGGUUCUUCAGCUGAGGUCCAGGACGAUUCGGGAUAUGUGAACAUCUAAGAUCUGUCUUUGCUACGGCUGCUGCUUAAUAAACUACAUCUACGUGCGAAGCUGGCGGCUCGUUCGCUACUGUUCAACCUGCAAUGUCAGUGAUCCGAUACAAUCAGAACCAGAGCGUUGUAUUACAAGAUCCAGUCCGCGGCGCAGUUGUCGUAUACGACGCCGACUCCCGUCAGCUCAAACUCCAUCGCGAUCUGUCGCUCAACUCAUCCUUGGACGCCGCCACACCCACACACGAUCUCUCGGACCACCACCACCACCAUGGCCCCUGUCCUUACUGUGGCAGAGGAGCCACUCCACCGCUGGCAGAGCAGCCAGGAUCGGUUCCGGUGAACAAUCAAAACCGGAGGUUUUUUGGUCAACAGCCUCUGCCAUCCAGUCCUGACAGAUAUAGUCGAAGUGGGCUCAACGGGGCAGGGUUGCGGGGACGCACGUUCGUGGACGCCAAUUACUUUCGACUCUUGCAAGAUGCCAGUACCGACCGUGCGUCUCGCGAACCGUCAGAACCCUUAGAUUCCCAUACUUCACCGUCACCCUCAUCAGACAGAAUAGGUAUCUCAUCAUCAGCCUAUAGCGAGGGGUAUUUUGAGCGGUUUUUCGUGACCGAAAGGGAGCUUGGUCGUGGAGGUAGAGGGGCAGUAUAUUUAGUGGAGCACGUACUGGAUGGAGUCUCUCUCGGAAGGUUUGCCUGCAAAAAGAUACCGGUAGGAGACGACCACAAGUGGCUGGAGCGAGUUCUAAGAGAAGUUGAUCUGCUCCGGAUAACUCACGCGAACCUGGUCAACUACAAUCAUGUAUGGCUUGAAAACGCUCAACUGACGAGUUUCGGUCCGAAAGUCCCGUGUAUAUUCAUCUUACAGGAGUACUGUGACGGCGGCACGCUCGAGGAGUACGUGAACAAUCGGUCUGGUAUCAAAAGGAAUGAUCUAGACGUCGAGGAACUCAAGAAACGAGCGAGAAUGAGAUCAAAGCACAAAAGAGAACCGCCGGCGCAACCAAGAAGCUUUCUCUCUCUCGAAGAGAUUGGCUCGUUUUUCAUCGAUAUAACCUCAGGACUCAAUCAUCUUCAUCAAAACGGGUUUGUUCACCGCGAUCUGAAACCGUCAAAUUGUCUUCUCGACCUGGAUUCCACUUUUCCUAAAGUACUCGUCAGCGACUUUGGAGAAGGCCAGCGCGAAGGCGCCAAGCGCGAUGCUACCGGCGCGACUGGAACCGUGGGAUUUUGUGCCCCAGAGACGCUGAUACCGGAUGCUCAUUCCGGCGAACUGCCGCAGUUUUCGUUCAAGACCGACAUGUUUUCUCUCGGCAUGAUUCUCUAUUUUCUUUGCUUUUCACAGCUCCCAUACCAGCAUGAGUUCGAGUCCGACUUUGAUGCUCUGCGGAGCGAGGUUAUACAGUGGAACGGGUUCGAUAGGUCGAAAGUCUUACACCUCCGAAGCGAUCUGCCGACCGAGAUUUACGACCUGCUUUCGCAGUUGCUGUCGCCUGAUCCAGAUCAGCGUCCGACUGCCGAGAGUCUGCUAGAUCUGAUAGGCGUGAACAUUGAGCGAGGCAGGAAAAGAUCAUCAGGAUCAGUUGGCCAGUCAUCGAUAUCUUCCGCCCCCACCUCCGCCACACGAUCAUCCUCGGUAACUGAUUCAAUCUCCGGCCUAUUCUCUCUCUGGAGAUCACAAGUCUCUCACGAACCCCCCGAGUCAUCAAACAUGUCUUUGAUGCCACAUACCUCCCAUCUAUCUUAUGACAACGACGAUCCAGGCGGCUCAGACUAUGAAGAUAUAAGUCCCUCCACAUCCACGACCGCGCUAGAACGCCAUCGAUCGGCUUCGAUUGGAUCCAGCGAGCUCGCGGUCGUCAAGACGGAGUCUGGCGCAUUGUCUGAGUCGGCCUUGCAAUACCCUUCACCGGUUGUGACGAGGGCAUGGCAUGCGCGAUAUCUUUCUUGGCUGAUGUCGUAUGUAGUCGUCGGGUUGGUCGCAUCUUUCAUCACUUAUUACGCUAUGAAAAGACAGGCGAUCGGCGAGCAUCCAGCUGAUAUCAUAUUCUACUGAAGCAUUCACUACCCCUUGUACCAGAAACAUACGCCUGUUGUAGCAUCAUUACCUCCUACUCAUAUCACAAACUUCAUCACUUUGUGUUACAGGAUCACAACCAAAGCAACUUAUUAUAAUGAAU
Molecule: messenger RNA, 2244 nt
Organism: Myxozyma melibiosi
Lineage: Eukaryota; Fungi; Ascomycota; Lipomycetes; Lipomycetales; Lipomycetaceae
Product: kinase-like domain-containing protein
Exons: 2
Coding region: 156-2120 (654 amino acids)
Biological process (GO): protein phosphorylation
Cellular component (GO): nucleus; cytosol; cytoplasm
Molecular function (GO): ATP binding; eukaryotic translation initiation factor 2alpha kinase activity
Source: RefSeq, a predicted model, not a curated record